Mercurialis annua (annual mercury) is the source of this 1540-nucleotide messenger RNA. RefSeq names its product COP9 signalosome complex subunit 7. The transcript is spliced from 9 exons. NCBI's taxonomy places the organism in Eukaryota, Viridiplantae, Streptophyta, Magnoliopsida, Malpighiales, Euphorbiaceae. The record is from RefSeq and is a predicted model, not a curated record. Gene Ontology annotation, cellular component: COP9 signalosome. Bases 293 to 1036 code for a protein of 247 amino acids.
AUAAACACGUCACAAGUAAGCAAGCAAGCUAUACAUAAAAGAAAAACCAGGCAUCUGUCGGACAAACAAACUCAUCUUCUUUCCUAUUACACAAUCUGAUUGCUAAGUUCACAAAUCUCAUCUCCAAACUUACCAAGAACCCUAAAACCUCAGCUUUCCCGAUCCACACAUUUCAAUUCAAAUCCUUACAAUUGAUUUCCGAAGGCCUUAAUUACCAUUAACCGCUUCAAUUUAUCGUUUCAUUGUCUGAUUUUGGUGGGUCUAACUUAAUUAUUUAACAAGUUUUGAAGUUAUGGAAAUAGAACAAAAACAAGCGGAACUAAUCGAUCACUUCGUCAAGCAAGCCUCUGCUCUUACAGCCUCAGCACUUGGUCCACUUAUCGUCGAAGCCACUUCUCACCCCUCACUGUUCGCUUUCUCCGAGAUUCUCGCCGUGCCGACCGUUGCUGACCUUGAAGGAACUGAAAAUUCAGUUUACCUUGGUCUACUUCGGUUGUUUGCACACGGCACAUGGACUGACUACAAGGAUAUUACUGGUCAGCUUCCAGAAUUGGUUUCUGAUCAAGUCCUCAAGCUCAAACAACUCACUGUCCUAACACUUGCAGAAACAAACAAGGUACUACCCUAUGAUCAACUAAUGCAAGAGCUAGAUGUCACAAAUGUUCGUGAGCUUGAGGAUUUUCUAAUCAACGAGUGCAUGUAUGCAGGAAUAGUUAGAGGAAAGUUGGAUCAGUUGCGAAGGUGUUUUGAGGUCCAGUUUGCAGCAGGGAGGGAUCUUAGACCUGGACAGCUAGGGAAUAUGUUACAAACUCUAUCAAACUGGUUGUCUACAUCAGAGAAUCUACUCGUCUCAAUCCAAGAGAAGAUAAAAUGGGCUGAUUCUAUGAGCGAAUCGGACAAGAAACACCAAAAGGAUGUGGAAGAUAGGAUUGAUGACGUAAAGAAAACCCUCUCCCUCAAGAAGUUACACACUGUAAGCAGGCCGACGCUGACUACAGAGGGCACGAGGAGAUCUGCUCUGAAUCUGGUGGAGUGAUGGACUACGAAGAAGACCGUAGCCGACCAAAAAGGAGGCGGCACCCGAUAUCUUGAAAGUUAUAGGUAGAUGAAGAAACUCAUAUGAAUGGGUUUCUAGGCCACACGCCGGAAUUUCACGGAUGGCAUUGCAGCAACAAAUGAUUUCUACUCAUGAGGAGAUUGAUUCACUUGUCAUUGUCAAUUUAGAUUGAUAUUUGAAACGUGUUUACCUUUUGUUGAACCUACUGUUAUUCAGAUCGAGUAAGAAUGGGACCGUAGUUGGUGGUGCGGCUGAAAUUUUUACUCAGAGUCACCUAUAUUCCUUCCCAUGCAAUUUGGGACCGAAAGAAAAAAAGCCUAGGGUAUGAUGUAUUUUAGUUUUUCUUGUGAAGAACAUUAACAUCUCUGUUUUCUCGUAGAAAGUAAUAUUUGAGGCCGUAUUUGUGAUGUCGCUGUAUUUCUGAUGCUGUUGGUAUUUUGAAAUCUUUUACAUUUAGUAUGAUAAACUCUUUGAGACUUGGUA